This is a messenger RNA of Oncorhynchus keta (chum salmon), 817 nucleotides long. RefSeq names its product protein THEM6-like. The transcript is spliced from 4 exons. The record is from RefSeq and is a predicted model, not a curated record. The coding region runs from base 176 to 805 and encodes 209 amino acids. Lineage: Eukaryota; Metazoa; Chordata; Actinopteri; Salmoniformes; Salmonidae.
UAUAUUCUUGGAAUUAGUUAUACACGUUGCAAUGUUUUGAAAUGCGGGCUUUUAUUUUUAACAUUUCCUCAUUACCAUACCAACCGGAAGUCAUCGUUUGUGCUGCUGGCAGAAUACCGGCUCGUCAUUUACGGCUUCUUCCACUUCGCAGCACAUCUCCAGAUAAACGCUAGAGAUGUUGCUGUGUGCUCUGGUGGGUCUGCUGCUGCUGUUCUCCUGUCUGGAUGUGUGGUACUUCCUGCGGGGGGUGGUGGUGGUGGUGCAGGCCUGGUUCCAACCCCCGGUCUGGGAUGUCCUGGCAGAGCAGAGUGUUGCUGGGAGGGUCCUACCUCAUGACCUGGACUAUAUGGGUCACAUGAAUAACGGCAGAUACCUCCGGGAGUGUGACUUCGCCAGGUUCCACCAUUACAUGCGGAACGGGAUCUUUAAGGCCCUACGGACCCUGAAGGCCACCAUGGUGGUGGGGGCCUCCACUAUUCGCUACCGACGCUCGCUGGCCUUUGGGGAAGCAUUUGACUUGCGCACUCGCAUCGUGGCAUGGGACGACAAGUCAUUCUUCGUGGAGCAGCGGUUUGUCUCCCAGGGCGACGGGUUCAUCUCCGCGGUGAUGCUAUGCAGACAGAAUGUUCUCCGUAGCAACCCUGAGAGCAUCCUACAGCUGCUCUGCAAGAGGAAGGUGGAGUGUCCCGACUACCCUGAGGAUCUGCAGCAUUGGAUCAGCUUCAUCUCAGCCAGCAGCCAGGCCCUGAGAGCCCAGAGUGGUCUAGAGGACAAGACUGGAGCGCAGGAAGACAAAGACAAGUGAUACACACAUUCC